UAAUGGUGGUUUGACGAUUUUACAGCAUAUAAAACAUGACUAAUAAGCAGACAAAAAAAGCCAAAAGGCCUCUACAGACCACUCUUGGUAAAGCCCCAGUUUCAAAUGAAAAGGUAGAAAUUGAUUUAUCGCUUAUCAAAAAACCUAUAGAAAGCAUUUAUGGUCUACACCAAGUACUAAAUUUAUUGAAAACAGCUACAGAAGAAGUGAAAGAUUACAUCACAUACGAAUGUGAUAUAAUGUACGAAUGCCGUUUAUGUAGAAGUAUAUUCAGAAGUAUUGCCAAUUUUAUAUUACACAAAAGGAACUACUGCCAUAUGAAAUAUAAGGCGUACCCUUCAAAUUGUAGAGAAAGUAACCCAACGGAAAAGGUUUAUCCGCCUGAGCCUCCGGAAAGUAUGCAGUUGAUGGGUGAACCUGCAGCGACUAAAGGAUUAAUACCUGUUAUUGAAAAAUUGAAAGAAAAACAGGAAAUCAAGCAAUUAACUCAGGAACUUUUGAGCGCGGAUCUAUCCGCCCAAAAGAAAAACGAACCUACAGAAAAUAGUACCGAAAACAGUAUGUUACUGGAAAAGAUAUCCACCAACAACGCUGCCGUUUUUCAAACAGUAUUACAUAAGACGCGGCAACGGGAAACAACCAAACCGGAAUUUAUGAAAAAAGAGGUAUUGGAACUGCAUAAAAUUUUAGAUAGCGAUAAAGCUGCUUUAGGAGCCGAUGGAAAAAUCUGUAGUUUCCAAACUGGCAAACUCAACUCCAAUUCGAUAUUACCUAAAAACGAAUUGAUGUGUAGCGAAUGCAACAUCAAAUUUUCCACAAGGAAAACCCUCAGUUUCCAUUUGAAAACCAAACAUAAUAACAGCAGAUUGGUUUACGUUUGCCCGGAUUGUAAAGAAACUUAUGCCAAUGCAUGGUCCGUCUACCGACAUCUUUUUAAGGUUCAUCGGAAAUCUUCUGCUCAAGUAAAAAGAUUAAGGGAACAAAUCUACAACAGUGUAAUCAGAAAGGAUCAGGAAUCUCACAAGAAGGUAGAAAAAAAAGAGUUUUCCAAUCAGGAUAAAGCAGACGAGGAAAAUCAAUGGUUGAACAACAUCGAGGGCGAUAACGAUUUCCAGAUGUGCGGUGGUUGCGGAAAGAGAUUCGAAAGGAAAGCGGCCCUACAUUCGCACGCCGCUAUGUGCAUCAAACGUAUAGCUGUCUGUAACACCAUCAAAGAAAACAACGCCAAGAAAAAAGAAGAAUUACCCAAAGAUACCAAAACGAAACUGAACAAAAUCGAAAAAACCACCGAUUCCCAUCCCAAAGGAGCCCUAAAACGUAAACCGUACUUACUGAGGACCUACAAACAACCAGUCGAAAUCCAAAUCACCUGUGAUACGAACCUCGCUCAUAGAAAUAGUGACGAAUGUGAUUUUUAUGAUGAUAAUAGUGUUAAAACUAACUGUGAUUAUUCGAAAGUUAAAACUCGUAAUAACGCGACGGUUUCCGUGAAAAGUGAAGUUAUAUCAUCCAACAAUUUAUAUUCCGAUAGUGAAAAAAUGGAAACUUUGGAAUCUCAGAUUAACGAAAUCGAGCGGGAUCACAGAAUCGAGGUGAUAAAAGAAGUUUCCCCUUCACAACUAUCGGAUACCAGUAGUAAAAAUAGCUAUAAAAAAGUAGGAAAAAGGGUAUCGGAUGAAGAUAUUUCAGACUCACAACAAAGUUAUGAUUCUAAUGAAACUGACAAAGAUUCAUUGAAUAAUCAGAACGAUACAUUGGAAUUUCAGUCACCAGGAAAAAUCAGUAUAAGGAGUUUGGAGGAAUUGAGAGGAUUCCCUAAGGAAACAAUCGAUGAAGAUACCCCCAUUCUUGAACCCUCCAAACCAAAUAAAAGUCCAAAAAGUUCCAAAAGGAUGAUAAAAAGGAAAAGAACACCUUCUUCGGAUUCAGAUCAGAAUAAUAAAUCGUUCAAACAAUCAGAUUUCGACGUUCUACUAGACAAACAAGAUUUGAAUUUCAUGGCUAGGGCGUCUCCGUACAUAGAUCGAAAAAAUUUAACCUGCAAAUCCUGCCAGACACAACAUCCUUCACUUUCAAAACUACUCUGGCACAUGUCCGCUCAUUUUUCUUGGUUCCGGUACCAAUGUAGCAGAUGCUCCUUUGUUUCGUUUGGUAAACCUGAAUGUGCCAAUCACGCUAAAAGUAUUCACGAUAUUAGAGACGAUGAAAUAGCCAACGUAGUAUUACCCAUACCCAACUGGAAAACUCUCCUACUAUCGAACGAAUUCAAAGAACUUAACAGUUCCAGGGAAUUAGGAGGAAAACUCACCGACGAGAUAAACGUGAACUGCCAAGACGAACCGUCUGCGAUUAAAAAUAACGAAGAAGACGAAUCAACAAAUCUUCUAAAUACGUUGUUCGUCGAUUCGGAAUCGGAUCAGACGGAUCUACAAGACUUGACGGAUAUUCGUUCGUUUUCUAUGCCGAAAACGGACGAGGUAUCGAUAAAAAACGAAAGUAUCGAUAUCACCGAAGACGAUCACGAGAAUUUCCAAUUGGAAGUACCGGAGGAAAUUUACACUUUGGACGUCUUCGAAGUGAUAAACAUCGACGCCAUCGAAGACAAGGCAAUUACUUACAUAAAAGAAGAAAUAGAGGACGUCAACGAUGAAAGCGUAGUUCCGAAUUGUUCGCGAGUUACACCGACGCCGCCGAACGAAGAUUUACGCGGAUUCGAUAAUUUGAAUAAGAUCCCUUCUAAUAACCCUACUAACAUCAGACCUACCAGGAAUAGAAUGCGCAGUAUUAAAACCCUCCAAAACGAUUUUUUCUACGAUCUCGAUAGGGCGAACAAACCUCCCGAAAGUGUGAGCAAAACGAACGGACCUGUCAGACAAAAGAAGAACCAUCACGUCGUUAAAAAAGAAUGAGGUUAGAAAAAAAUUUUGUUUUUCGUAUUUAUUUUUCUUUUCUAUAUAAAUAUUUCUUGUUAUUGGAUACAUAUUUUGUUAAUUUAUUUUUUUAUCAAUUAAUGUAUUGUUCUUACUAAAAUAAAAGUAUAAUACGGGG
Molecule: messenger RNA, 3048 nt
Organism: Diorhabda carinulata
Lineage: Eukaryota; Metazoa; Arthropoda; Insecta; Coleoptera; Chrysomelidae
Source: RefSeq, a predicted model, not a curated record